This is a messenger RNA of Protobothrops mucrosquamatus (brown spotted pit viper), 1697 nucleotides long. RefSeq names its product myotubularin. Gene Ontology annotation, molecular function: phosphatidylinositol-3,5-bisphosphate 3-phosphatase activity. The transcript has 13 exons. Gene Ontology annotation, biological process: dephosphorylation; mitochondrion distribution; muscle cell cellular homeostasis. Bases 5 to 1687 code for a protein of 560 amino acids. Lineage: Eukaryota; Metazoa; Chordata; Lepidosauria; Squamata; Viperidae. The record is from RefSeq and is a predicted model, not a curated record. Gene Ontology annotation, cellular component: plasma membrane.
CAGCAUGGCCUCCUCUUCCUCAACGCCUCGGUGCAACUCAAACUCCUUGGAAAGUGCCUCCAUUAAAAAACCCGUGAAAGACAGAACUAAAUGGGAAGACAGUGAAGAAAUUCCUCGUCUGCCAGGGGAAAAUAGAGUCACAGACAAGGAAGUCAUUUACAUGUGUCCCUUCAACGGUCCUGUUAAAGGGAGAGUCUCCAUCACAAACUACAGACUCUAUUUGAGAAGCGUGGAAUCGGAUCCAAUCGUGGUAUUAGACGUGCCUUUGGGGGUUAUUUCAAGGAUUGAGAAAAUGGGGGGUGCUUCGAGCAGAGGAGAGAAUUCGUACGGAUUAGAUAUUACCUGUAAGGAUAUGAGGAAUUUACGCUUUGCUUUGAAACAAGAAGGUCACAGCAGAAGAGACAUAUUCGAGCUCCUGACAAAAUACGCUUUUCCACAGUCGCAUAACUUGCCUUUCUUUGCUUUUCUGAAUGAAGAGAAGUUUGCUGAAAGCGGCUGGCUGGUUUACAACCCUAUGGUUGAAUACAGAAGACAUGUGCUGUCCUGGAUCCAUCCGGAGACCCAGGCUGUCAUCACCCGCUCCAGCCAGCCCCUUGUUGGCAUGGGUGGGAAAAGGAACAAAGAUGACGAACGGUAUCUGGAAAUCAUAAGGGAAACCAACGGCCAGCUGUCCAAACUGACCAUCUUCGACGCCAGGCCCAACGUCAAUGCCGUGGCUAAUAAGGCAACUGGUGGUGGAUAUGAGAGUGAGGAUGCCUAUCCCAACGCUGAGCUCAUCUUCCUAGAUAUCCACAACAUUCACGUCAUGCGGGAAUCGUUGAAAAAGCUCAAGGAUAUCGUCUACCCUCACGUGGAGGAAUCUCACUGGCUGUCAAGCUUGGAGUCCACCCACUGGCUGGAACAUAUCAAGCUGGUUUUAACGGGCGCCAUCCAAGUGGCCGACAAAGUAUCUUCCGGAAAGAGUUCGGUCUUGGUACAUUGCAGCGAUGGUUGGGACCGCACCGCCCAGCUCACCUCUCUGGCCAUGUUGAUGUUGGACAGCUACUACCGCACCGUUGUGGGUUUUGAAGUCUUGGUGGAAAAGGAGUGGAUAAGCUUUGGGCAUAAGUUUGCCUCGAGAAUCGGUCACGGAGACAAAAACCACGCGGAUGCCGAUCGGUCCCCCAUCUUCCUCCAGUUUAUUGACUGUGUGUGGCAAAUGUCCAAGCAGUUUCCCACAGCUUUCGAAUUCAAUGAACAAUUUUUGAUUACUAUUCUGGAUCAUUUGUACAGCUGCCGCUUUGGUACAUUUUUGUACAGCUGUGACUCCAUAAGAGAGAAAGAGAAACUGAGCGAGAAAACCUUGUCUCUGUGGUCCUUGAUCAACAGUGCAAAGUCAAAAUACACCAACCCCUUUUAUACGAAAGAACUGAACCGGGCGCUCUACCCAGUCGCCAGCAUGCGCCACUUGGAGCUUUGGGUUAAUUACUACAUUCGAUGGAAUCCACGGAUUAGGCAGCAGCAGCCCAACCCAAUGGAACAGCGUUACAUGGAACUUCUAGCCCUGCGCGAUGAUUACAUGAAGCGGCUGGAAGAAUUGCAAAUCACAAGCAACCCCAAAUUGUCCAAUUCCUCCUCCUCUUCCUCCUCCUCCUCCUCCUCCUCCUCUUCCUCCCAGAUGAUGUCCCAUGUGCAAACUCACUUUUGAAGGAGAGAGA